AUCCUGUGUCAUGAUAUGUACCGUUGAUGUUUCAACUUCCAGUCGCUGUGCAUCUUCCUAAACUCCAACUUUAGCUAACCUGCCGCUUGACUGCGGAGUUGAAUAAGUCAGAGAGAUGUCUUCAGCACAGACAUUUUCAGACCCACACCAGCACAAGCGUGUAUCUUCUCAGUCCAACCCUGGAUUCCUGGAGCGAUUGAGUGAGACUGCAGGAGGAACAGUUGUUGGUAUCGGACUCUUUUUCCUCUCAUUCUAUGUUCUCUUCACCAAUGAGGGACGGGCUCUGCAAACAACAUCUUCCCUGAAUGAGGGUCUUUCUCAGGUUGUGUCGUUGGAGCCUUUCUCCAGCCUCGACUUGCAGAACAACAACCACUUAGUUCAUCUGUCUGCACAGCUGCGCACUGCACAGCCCCUCCAUGACCCCAAUUACAGAGUGGUGGUGCAAGCAGUGAAGCUGAAGAGGCAGGUGGAGAUGUAUCAGUGGGUGGAGUACCGGGAAAGCAAGGACUACCAAGAGAAUGGUGAGACCAAAACUGAGACGACGUACAACUACAACACGGAGUGGAAAUCAGAGUUGGUCAACAGCCGGAAUUUUGACAAGGAAAUUGGUCACCAGAACCCGAGUGCCAUGGCAGUUGAGAGUGUGACAGUCGUGGCUCCUGAAGUCAGAGUCGGACCUUUCAGUCUGUCUAAAGGCCUGGUGGAGCAGAUAAACAACUUCCAGACGUUGAGUCUGAGGGAUUUUUCUGCCUUCCACUUGGAUCCUUUUCUCAGCAUUGAUGACGAUUAUUUCUAUCACACCCAAAACCCACGGAGGCCGGAGGUAGGAGAUGUGCGUGUGAGAUUCUCCUUCGCUGGACUGAGUGCCGAGACAUCUCCCUUUGGCCCGGCUCAAACUGUCAGUGUUGUGGCCAAGCAGAGCGGGGAUCAGCUGAAGGCUUUUAAAACCAAGUCAGGAGACACUCUGGAGAUCCUGUACCUGGAGGAGCUCUCUGCACAGGAGGUUUUUGAGAAGGAGCACCAGUACAACAGUAUGAAGACAUGGGGCCUCAGGGCUGCAGGCUGGCUCCUCAUGUUCCUCAGUAUUCAACUGACCAUGCGCAUCAUCCACACACUGGUGGACUGGGUCCCUCUCCUCAGAGACCUCGUGUCUGUCGGGCUGAAGAUCUUCGCCCUGUGCGUCUCCUGCUCUCUCUCCCUUCUCACCAUCGGAGUAGGUUGGCUCUUUUACAGACCGCUGGUGGCUGCGGCUCUGGGGGCACUCGCUCUGGUUCCUGUGUUUCUGGCCCGCUCAAGGCUUCCAAGCAAGAAGAAUGAGUGACUAUUAAACUGAGGAUUAUCACAACAGUAUCUGAUGACAGCCGAGACUCGCUGUAUAUCAGAGGAAUGAGACAGCACUGUGUAGUCAUUUUUUCCACUGCAGGGUCACAAACCACAAAGGACUCACUUUCCUGGGUUAAACAGAUGGUGGUAAAUGUGUUUUGUUCCAAUAGGUACUUUGAUAGGUUUAUUCCAAAAUCUGAGUUGAAGGGGCUUAAAAAUAAUAUUUUUUUACUUAGUGGGCAUCAGUCUGUCAUUUUGGAGAGUAUUAAUCUAACGUUCAGGCUGCAGGUGUUAUGAGAUGUAUCCUUAAAGUUUAUCCACCACGAUAAUCCUCGCCGCCUCACAUCCUCAUCUUGAUAUUUGUUGCUCACAAUGAGCAACGUAAGAUUACUGUAGUGUCUGUUUUACUUUAUUGUUUAAGACUUGUUGCUCCCUCCACAAAACAUACUCAGAUGCCAGUUUAUUAGGUAUACCUAACUAAUGCAGUCUAAUGUAACAGCCCUACUGUAAAUUCUACCCUCAUAAAGCUUAUAAUGUUAUAAAGAAGUGUUAAUUCAGUGUUAUGGUCAAUGGAGGCCUGUUGAACUACAUUCUUUAGUCUACACUCACUGAUGUAAAUGAGGUGGAGAAAAUAUUUGUUUCAAGAAAAAAAGAACAUUAUAAACGUCAUGAGAGGAUUUAUUGCAAGGGUGCUAAUCAGACUACAUUAGUUUUAGCUAGGUGUACCUAAUAAACUGGCAAAUGAACUGAGUGUGUUCUGAAUGUAAAACACAAGUCAUCUUCACAUACCACAUUUUCUCCUUAUCUGCAACACUUGAGGAAACUGUGUCACAUUUUCAUAAUUUACAUUGCUGGUGUCAUCCAAACAACUAGAGGUGAAGUGUUAAUAUUUACAAAUAAUCAGUUUUCACUUGGGAAAUGAUGAAUGUAUGAAUGUCAGUGCUUUGUCUAGACAAAAAUACCAAUUUUGGUAAAAUGCCAAAGAGCAGAAUUUUGUUGUUUUGUGUGUAUGCAUGUAUCUUAAAUAAAGCACUUGUUUUGUGUUUCCUGUUGGGGUGGGAGUUAAGAUGGCCUGGAAGAAGGGUUGCAGUGGAUUAGGAUGAUGUAUGACAAUCUUUUUUUUUUUUUUUUUU
Messenger RNA from Epinephelus fuscoguttatus (brown-marbled grouper), 2456 nucleotides. Its product is annotated as transmembrane protein 43. The record is from RefSeq and is a predicted model, not a curated record. The transcript has 12 exons. Lineage: Eukaryota; Metazoa; Chordata; Actinopteri; Perciformes; Serranidae. Gene Ontology annotation, biological process: nuclear membrane organization. The coding region runs from base 116 to 1321 and encodes 401 amino acids. Gene Ontology annotation, cellular component: nuclear inner membrane.